This is a messenger RNA of Prosopis cineraria, 1077 nucleotides long. RefSeq lists its product as uncharacterized. The record is from RefSeq and is a predicted model, not a curated record. The coding region runs from base 1 to 1077 and encodes 358 amino acids. NCBI's taxonomy places the organism in Eukaryota, Viridiplantae, Streptophyta, Magnoliopsida, Fabales, Fabaceae. The transcript has a single exon.
AUGGAUAUUAGAAGUAAUUCUAAUAGUGAUGGAACUGAGAAUCCUACCCCUAAUUCCAACAAUCCUACUCCCAAUUCCAACAGUCCCGCCCCUGCUAGGCAUAAUGACUCCACAUCUGGAACCCUAUCAGUUCAUGAAAAAAAAAAAGAUCUUGCAUGGGCACAUGUUGCUUUAAGAAAAGAGGGCAACAAAAAUGUGCAUACAUGUCUUUAUUGUGCAUUGAGCUAUAAAGGAGGUGGAAUAAAUAGAUUAAAGCAUCAUCUUGCUGGUGUAAGUGGAAAUGUAGUUUCCUGCAGUAAAGUUCCUUUUGAUGUUUGUCAUCAGAUGCAAGAAUCAUUAAAAAGUGGGAAAAAGAGAAAGCUUGUUGAUGUACAAGCAGACAUGGAGGAACAUAUGUCUAAUGUUAAUGCACCCAAUGCACUUGCUCCAUCUAAGUCAAUCCCUGAGAGUAGUGCUAGUAAAAAGAAACCUCCUACUAUGCUAGUUGAAAAUUAUUUUGCCCCUAGGAUAACUCUAGGUUCCCAACCAAGCAUUAAGAGUGCGUUUGCAACUAAAGAAGCACAACACAGUGCAAAAAUGGCCAUUCUUAAAUGGGCUAUCAUCAAUUGCAUUCCAUUUAAUGUAUUAGAUUGCCCAUUCUUUCAAAAAACUAUGGAUGCUAUUGCUUUAAUUGGGCCCGGGUUUAAGGGUCCUACUGCUUAUGAAUUUAGAGUUAACUUAUUGAAUGAUUGGAAAAAAGAAUAUCAGCUACUUAUUGAGAGUCAUCGAUCUAAAUGGAAAACUUAUGGAUGUACACUCAUGGCUGAUGGUUGGACAGAUGUGAGGCAACGAACUUUGAUAAAUUUUCUUGUAUAUUCUACACAUGGCAUAGUAUUUGUGAAAUCUGUUGAUGCUUCUAAUUUAGUGAAAGAUGCCAAGACUUUAUUUUCAUUGUUUUCCGAAGUGAUUGAGUGGGUUAGUCCUAAAAAUAUUGUGCAUGUGGUGACUGAUAAUGCUACUAAUUAUGUAGCAUGUGGCAAGUUGAUUAAAGAGAAAUAUAAAGUAUUUAUUGGUCACCUUGUGCUGCUCAUUGCUUGA